UGAGGUUGCUUUUGACUUUCUUCCUUCCCUUCCACCGGCUGACAUCCGAUUCAGACUUCAAACUAAUUUUCUGUUUUCCGGCGAUAAUUUCGUAAAGGUCUGUGAUAUAUCCCAGCGGGCUUCCAUGGCUGCGCCGGGGACGAACAGGAAGAUCUCCGCUGCGUCAGCGAGGGCUCACACCCGAAAGAAGCAGAAGGGAUCAUCCUUCGUCAUCAUAAGUGGAAUUGUUUCAAAGCUAUUAGUGGUUUUACUCGUGGGAGUUUUGGCAUGGUCGUAUAAUGCAACCCGGCCUCCACCACCUAAUAUAUGUGGAACAACAAAUGGUCCUCGUGUAACAUCGUCAAGAAUUAAGCUGAAUGAUGGAAGACAUCUUUCAUACAUUGAAAAAGGCGUCUUGCAGGAGAAGGCGAGACACAAAGUCAUAUUUAUUCAUGGAUUCGAUUGCUGUAAGCAUGAUGUACUUCCUAUUUCGCAGGAAAUGCUCGAUGAAUUGGGAGUAUAUUUGCUGUCUUUUGACAGAGCUGGUUACGGGGAGAGUGAUCCAAAUCCAAAGAUGUCAGUGAAAACCAUUGCUGAAGAUGUUGAGGAACUCGCUGAUAAGAUGGCAUUAGGUCCUAAGUUCUAUCUCAUGGGAUUUUCCAUGGGUGGAGCGUAUAUCUGGAGCUGCCUAAAAUUUAUACCUCACCGGCUUGCAGGCGCCGCACUUGUUUCUCCAGGUUCUAACUAUUGGUGGCCCAAUUUCCCUAAUAACUUAUCUAGUGAUGCUUAUAGCAGACAGCUUGCUCAAGACCAGUGGGCAAUUCGUGUUGCUCAUUAUCUGCCCUCUUUAACUUAUUGGUGGAACACCCAGAAAUGGUUUCCUUCCUUCAGCGUGAUAGCAGAAAGCACGGACGUCUUAUCAGAGAAAGACAAAGAGCUUUUACCCAAGAUAUUAGCUAGAAAACAGUACCAGAAGGCACUGAUCAGGCAGCAAGGAGAGUUCUACUCUAUCCACCACGACUUGAUUGUGUGCUUCGGCAAUUGGGAAUUCGACCCAAUGGAUUUUAAAAACCCAUUUCCCAACAGCGAGGGCUCCAUCCACCUAUGGCAUGGCGCUCUGGAUCUAGUCGUGAAUGUAUCUCUUUCUCGUUACAUCAGCGAAAAGCUUCCUUGGGUUCACUACCAUGAAAUACCAGAUGGAGGUCAUAUGUUCCCACAUGCUGAUGGAAUGAGUGAUGCCAUUAUGAAGGUGCUGGUGCUUGGAGAUCAAUAAUUCAGGUGCAAAAUUAGUUGAGUUUGAUUUCCACAUAGCUUAUGUGAGCAAAUUUUGAGCUUUUGAUUUGAUUAUAUGAUUUUAUUUUUGCAUGAGGAAUUAGUAUUAGUUUGUGGUUCUACUUCUUUAAAGAUUGCUUAUGUAUGAGAUCAUGAUUUAUGCUAUAGUUUGGGUCUUUCUUUUUCUCAUUUG
This is a messenger RNA of Phalaenopsis equestris, 1444 nucleotides long. RefSeq lists its product as uncharacterized. The record is from RefSeq and is a predicted model, not a curated record. Bases 125 to 1252 code for a protein of 375 amino acids. The transcript is spliced from 5 exons. Lineage: Eukaryota; Viridiplantae; Streptophyta; Magnoliopsida; Asparagales; Orchidaceae.